Molecule: messenger RNA, 1131 nt
Organism: Hippocampus zosterae (dwarf seahorse)
Lineage: Eukaryota; Metazoa; Chordata; Actinopteri; Syngnathiformes; Syngnathidae
Exons: 9
Coding region: 232-837 (201 amino acids)
Source: RefSeq, a predicted model, not a curated record
UUUGUAUUUUUGAGGAAGAAAAUAAUAUUCCUUUGGCUCAGUACUUUCUGAGCCAAAAUAAGUGCUGCCAUAAUAUUGUGCUUGCUUGUCUGGCUGACUUCUUCUCACUUUCCAUUGUAGAUGUUUACUGGUGGUGAUAAUCUCACAAAGAAGAACCAGACUGAGCCCUGAAUCUGAGGCUGCUCCUUUUAUCUGGAGUCAACAAGCCUUGUUUGAAAGCCCAGUGGAUCAAUGAUUAUAAAGACACCAAGUGAAAGGUACCUGAUUGAACCCUCUGGAGACCAAGAAUGGAGUGAGAGAUCCACUUCAUCCUUACAACAGACAUCAAGUGACAGGUACCUGACUGAACCCUCUGGAAACCAAGAAUGGAGUGAGAGAUCCACUUCAUCCUUACAACAGACACCAAGUGAAAGGUACCUGACUGAACCCUCUGGAGACCAAGAAUGGAGUGAGAGAUCCACUUCAUCCUUACAACAGACAUCAAGUGACAGGUACCUGACUGAACCCUCUGGAAACCAAGAAUGGAGUGAGAGAUCCACUUCAUCCUUACAACAGACACCAAGUGAAAGGUACCUGACUGAACCCUCUGGAGACCAAGAAUGGAGUGAGAGAUCCACUUCAUCCUUACAACAGACACCAAGUGACCUGACUGAACCCUCUGGAGACCAUGAAUGGAGUGAGAGAUCCACUUCAUUCUUACAACAGACAUCAAGUGACAGGUACCUGACUGAACCCUCUGGAAACCAAGAAUGGAGUGAGAGAUCCACUUCAUCCUUACAACAGACACCAAGUGACCUGACUGAACCCUCUGGAGACCAUGAAUGGAAUGAGAGAUAAAUUCUCAAAAUUCUCAAAUUUUCAAAAUUCUCAUUAUUUCCUGGAAUAUCUUAUUUUGAUUAUUUUAUUUUUCCAUUUUUAAUAAAUAAUGCCUUCUUUUACAGGUGGGAAUAAGAGACGCACGUGGACAGAUGAUGAAGUGAAGGCUGUUGAGCGACAUAUAUUUGAUUUCAUAACAAGCCAUAAAGUUUCAGGUAAAACGAGCUGGGAGUCCUGUCUCCACGCAGAGCCAGCAGCUCUGAAAGACAGAGGCUGGGUGUCCAUCAAAAACUACAUCCACAACAGGAUAUAACU